GGGUCUCUGCAGUAUCACACAGAAUCGUGGGUUUACAAAGUGUCUCUUCCAUGGCAGAAAUAUUGUUUUGCGUUUUGCAAUAUGCUUCUAAGCCACUUAAAAGCACCCCUUUUUUCUUAUUUCUUUGUAGUCCUCUCUGGGUCUAGUACCCAGCCAUACAGGCAGUACUCCCCCAAACCUUGCUUUAAUUUGAUUAUGACCAGAUUUGCUGAUACGAUGAAUAUUUGAAAUGAUCCUUGUGUCUUAGUAACUGGGAUAAAUUUUCAGGCUCCUGUUUCCAAGGAUCCAAGAUGCAAGGGAAACAGGAGCUAAUUGGAGACUAAGUUCCUCUGGGCCCUUUCAGAGGCUUGGCUGGGUUCUGGUCAGGAAGUCGGAACCAUAAGAUCACAGACCCCUUUCUCUAACGCCCAAGGGCGCUGCAUUAAUUCAGCCCAACUCCUCCAGGCUGUGGUUGGAGUUGGGUACUUUCGCGCCUUUUACCAUUGCAUCUCCAGGCAUGUAGCCAUUAAAAAUAAACAAAUACAACAUGUAGGUGAUCCAAGUAAUUGGGGAACUGGGAGUAUGUGUUAUCUAACCGCCCCCCCCCCCCAACUUAACCUUAAUACCAUUCCGGAAGGCUCUUCUAUUUCAUAAGAAAAUAUGACAAUAAACAAGGUAAAUAGGGGCGGGGGAGUGGCUUUUCUUUGAUAGCGUUUAAUUGGAAUUGAAACAUUCUGGAGCUGUAAACAUUCUUUAUUUAUUCAGCACACAUAAGCGGGCAUUGUUUUAUCACCAUCAUAAUUAUGGUGUCCUUUAAACUGACUGAUAGCAGAAGAGAUAAGGGAAUGUGCCUGUGGCUUCAGAUCAAAUCGCUCGCUCGCUCUCUCCUCUCCCUGGGUCACCAGGAUCCACACAGUCCUUGGAGAUGAGGAACGCCGGAAGAUUGUGGCCUGGCCAUCCCUUACGUCAUGAAAGUGAUUUGUACCACAUUGCUAAUUUGGUGCAAUCCAUAACCUUCUGAUCUCCUAUGUUUGCAAUUGCUUUUCAGCUUGCAGAAUCUGUUUUUCCAGGAUACAGUCCUUGAAUAUAAAAAUGAAUACAGAGCACCUGCGUGUAAGAAAUAAUCUUAUUCCCCUCUGUUUGUUGCCUUACCUUUGUCUAAUUAAAAAACGCAAACUUUUAGGAUCCUUCCAGAACAAAGCCUCACCAAAUCCCCUUUACGUCCAAGGAUUUGCAAAUUUAUAAAGGCUGCAUUGAAUUCAGGAUGGGUCAAGGGGCAAAAAAAGGGUAGAAGGUCAGUGCAUUUUGAUUAUGGGUCAGUAGACAACAUGGCAUGCAGUAUGUGUCCAAAAACUCCUGUUAAAAACCUGUAUUUUAAAACAGCCAAGACUAUCAACAUCAAGUAAGACUGUUAUUUUGUGCUUUUUAUGCACCGUACAACGUUCUGGUGCAUAAGUAGUACAGCCAUGUAGAAAAUAAAACUUAAAAACGUGCAACAAUACCUCCUUGCUUUGUUUACAAAGAAAUAACUCACAGGCGUGAUGAUGCUAGAUAAAUUAUGCUAUGAUUUUUGGACUGUCAGCUGGGAUUUAUCUUCCACAUAUUUGACUAAUUUAGUUAUACCUUCUUAUUUUUGCUAACUUAGAAUUUACAACAAGUUUUAAGCACUACAGUCACACUGGGCCGGCUUUAAAAUAGCAGAAGGACCCUAUUAUAGUGUUCUUUGACCCUAUUAUAUUUACUUUACUGGACUCUUUGUGAUAGCCUCGCACUGUUUUCUGUCUGUAGCCUCUUUGAAGAAAAUAUGCAUAGUGAUAUCUAAAACAGUGCUAAGGUUAGAAAAUAUACUUCUCAUUUAAAUUAUAUAUUUCUACAUCAUGGCUCAUGAAAGGAAAAGGUUUAUUUAAUGCUUGUCAAUACCUGAAGAUACAGUCUGGCACUUAACAAAUAAUAAUAAAUAAUAAUACUCUAAUAAUGUGGCAAUCCUAGUGUGAAAAUGCACAUGACCCCGUAGGUUUUCCUGAAGGUUUUCAAAAGAAGUCUUUCCAUUAGUCCAACUGCUGCUGGAUAUUGCUGUUGCAUUUCCCAACUAAACGUUUAAAAGACUGUAAAUGGUGUGUGCAUUACUUAGCUCCAGAAGGAAGAGGUCAGGCUGAAUCGCAGUGGUAUUUAAACAUCAUCAUAAAAUGAAAAUAAAUCAGAACACAUCAAAAAGGAUUUUAAACGUUAUAUAUACGUCUUCUUUUUGUGAAGCGAUAUAGUUACACGUUUACUGCAAACCUGGAUCUUUUAACACGAGUUUACAAACAUCAAAGUAUGGAAUCUGUUGUAAGUAGGAAUAGGUCCACAGCAGCAUAUUAUUCAUAUUAUUUUCUACAGAGGUUUAUUCUUCGGCCAGCCAGUUGGCAAACUUAAAUACUACCUACGAGAGGGUGUAGAUUGCAGAUUGCACGCUACUCAUCGUGAAAAGGAGCACAUUUGAUUGAUAGCCUCCGUGUGUGUGCGUGUGUAUACACACGCAACUAUAUAUAGUUGCGUGUGUAUAUGUGUUUAGCAAAAUGGGCACUAUAGACGUUCUGUACUAAAGAAAUGUGAGACAAACAUCCAUCUUUUUAAUCGUGUUCAUCGUUGAUUUUAAGUGAGGCUGACACGGUCAACAAAAUUGCCAGACACUACCUUGCUUUUGAGAGAUAGCAAUAUAUACAGCUGGAUCUACACACGCGCGCGCGCGCGCACACACACACACACAUACACACACACCAAGUAAGUAAAUUAUUGCAUAACUUUUACUGUAAUUGAUAACAGACACCUUUAAUUUUUCAUUUUCAUUCUUUUGCCCUGCUUUCACAUUAAUAAUCUAAGCCAUAAAUGUUGGUAGCUAUUGAUCGCAAUCCCUUGUGUGCGUGGAAAUCCAUUUUAGAGUCCCCUGCCUUUAAUGGGUGUGUGCGUGCGUGCGUGUGCCAGGGGCCUCCGUCACAUCUCGCUAGCAGGAUCUACCCCCAAUGUGCCUGAAGAAGACCCCGGAUAUACAACGUGUGCUGAUGGCCCCAUGAAAGCUGCCUGGUUCAUUUUGCACAACAAAAUGAUGGAGAAGUUAAAGAAACAAAAGCGUCUGUGUGUGAUGUGGAGAAAGCCCUGCAACUGAAACUGUGUGUGUGUGAGUGUGUGUGAGUAUAUUGUGUACAUUUUGUGUGUGUGUGUGUGUAACGAUAUUGUGUACAUGUGUGUAUAUAUGUAUAACAUUUCCUAAAGACUUCUAGCUUUUUUUUCCUCUAUCAACAUUUGGCUCUGGCUAACCCCAGAAGCUCAUGGCUGUACCUUUCUGAAAAGAUAGGUUUGGCAAAAAGCCGCUACUAAGUUUAAAACAUUUGAUAGCGCCUGUAUUAAACAAACAAAAAGCAUGCAUUUUUUAAAUAGUUCCUGGAUCCCAUUGCCAGACUAUCAUCUGGAGUAAAAGAGAGUGUUUGGAUUUAAACAUGAGUCGAGGACAACCGAACUACCUGGCAAAGUAAUGACUUGUGAGCCCACCUUUUUUUCUGUAAUGUCUUCUUAAAAGCUUUCUCGGAGUUUACGGUUUCUUUACUGUUUGACUCCAUAGCCUUAACCUUAAAGCAGGGGGAGGAGAGCCGCGGGGAGGGGGUGGGGGUGCCAGCAGCAUAUAAGUGCAUCAGGAGGAAUUUUUAAACGACCUUAUUGUCUCUAGCUCUAGGAAGACUACGAUGAUUUCUUUUUAACACCAGCAGCUGUUUUCCCUCGAAACUUUGCUUUCAGCUAUAGAAUAUAACAUGAUGUCUCUUGUGCGAGCGAGAAAGAAAAAUGUACGCUGAUAGAUCCAGAUGCAGAGCAAAAGAAGGCUAACUCUGUGGAUGGUAUUAGCUGUGACGAGGCAUUGUUCACUGCUGCCUCUCGGUUACGUUUAAAGGCUGAAAUAUCACGAGAUCCAUUCAAUGAUCCUUUUCUAAUUCAAGGGACAAAAUGUAAUUUGCUCUAGCUCUGAUUUCUUGGAUGGGAAUACUAUCCUUAGAUUUCAAAGGGAAGAACUAGACAUCGUGGUUUGUACACACAUGGAUUAAGUUGAAGAGCGGCGAUUACAUCUGUGCUGAGAGCAACAGUAGUCUAGGGCUGACUUUUCAAAUCUCAGCCUUCCGAGUUAGAGGCUCUCCUAAAUAGACUUCCUUAAUUUCCGGCUGCACUUCUUGAAAUUCCCGGUUCUCUCCAGAAUUCCUGCGGACCUAGGGGCUGGGGGCAUCUCGCCUGCUCAUGCCAAACUGCUGAAAAUAUUUGAAAAAAAGGGGCUGCUGUUUUUAUUUAUUUGAGCUCUACCUGAUGGCGUAACACGAACUCCAUUCACCAUGUUGCCAGUAGAGAGAGUGGGAAAUCACACUUUGGACUUAGAAGAAAAUACAUAUUUUUUUAGACCUAGAAAUAUGAGCUGUUUUCUUAAUCACACGGAUGUGUCUAAUUUUGGACAAGCGAGGAACUCCUGCUAGACACAAAAGUGCUUGUGCUAUAUCUAGUUUUCAGUUGAAAACUGAUUAACGGCGGAUAGUUAGUUCUAUUUGCAGCGUUUGACAUGCAAACCGCAAACAUCAUUUUAAUUUAACAAGGAAGAGGUUUGCUGCUGUUGCAACAUUUUCGAAAUCAUUGCGCCUGACACUAAAAUAAUUGAACGUCACUAAGAAGAGGUUAAACCUUCAUGCUGCUUCUUCAAAUUGAUUUUUAAAAGGCUUGGUAUAAAUGGAACAUCAAAAGGCUGCAGAGGGGCUGCUCCACACCGACCGUGCACACUGCGAAGCAGGCGCAUCCUAGCCCAUUGCACAUUGUGCGUGGUAUGCCAGCACUUUUUUGUUAUUACGUAAAGCCUCUGGAAGCACCUUGGACAUUUUACAUUCUCCUUUCUCUGCUGGAAGUAAUCAGCACACAGGAAUCCUGACGCGGACUCCGGGACCAUAGGACAUUCCAGUUUGUGCUCCAGCACGGUUAAUUGUGAAAAGUGUAUCCAUUUCUGGCUUAUCUAUGCUUUGUUAUAGGUCUGACGUGAGUCCACGUCCUCCUCCCCCUCCCCCAGUAUUACAGGCAGAAUUUCAGUUAAAAGUGUUACAGUAUGACGGGGCUGGAACCCUCGAUAUGCAGGCAGCACCAAAAUAAAUACAAAAAAAAUUAGCCAUUGGCUGUAAAAAGACAAUUAAGCAGAAGAGGAAAAUCAAGAGAAACUCGAAAAACCAGGAUGCCUUGAGACAAAUACAGCAUCUGGCUGAGGAUUGUGUGUGUGUGGGUUUUUUUUUUCCUCCCUCCCUCUCUCUCUCUCUCUGCAAAUGCCGGGAAUAAUUUAAUUCGCGAAAUGGGAGACUUGAAGUCGGGUUUUGAAGAGGUGGAUGGCGUGAGGCUCGGCUACCUCAUCAUUAAAGGAAAGCAAAUGUUUGCACUCUCUCAGGUCUUCACAGACCUGCUCAAAAACAUCCCGAGAACCACCGUGCACAAGCGAAUGGAUCAUUUAAAAGUCAAAAAGCAUCACUGCGACCUGGAGGAGUUGAGGAAACUCAAAGCCAUCAACUCCAUCGCUUUCCACGCCGCCAAAUGCACGCUGAUUUCCAGGGAGGACGUCGAAGCCCUGUACACUUCCUGCAAGACCGAGCGAGUCCUCAAGACAAAACGGAGGAAAAUCAGCCGGGCCCUGGCAGGCGGCGAGCUCCGCGCCGAGCGCCCGGCCGCCGGCCCCUACUGCAGCCUCUGGGAGGACAACAAACUUUGGCUGGGCUUGAAGGACCCGGCUCGGCCGCUGCCAAUCAGGAGGAGAGCGCUGCGGGCCGGGGACCCGGGCUUGCCGCCGGCCUCCGAUCUACCUCACCUUUUUAGUAAAUACACUGGCCGCGGCUACGCGGAGGCGCCCGCCAAAGCCCCUCGGAACUAUGAGCCGGCGCCGCUCGGGGGCAGCUACGGGCCCUUCCGCGCCGAGCCGCCCUGCUUUCGGAGCGCGCUGUGCGGCAAGCACCCGGCCGCCGCCUACUACCAGCCCGCGGCCGCCAUUGCUCAGCCCCGGCUGGCGGCCACCGGCAGCCCCGUGGCCUUCGCGUACAGAUGCAAGAGGAAGCGGGCGGGCGAGGCGGCGCGGAAGGACUGCGUAUUUGGCGCCGCCGGCAGCGCCCGCCGGCUCCUGCUGCUGCCCCGGCCCGCGCGGCCCCGCGGCGCCCACAGGCUCCCCCUCUUCGCCGGCUUCGGCCCCGCGCCGCCGCCCCAGCCCCAGCCCCAGCCCCCGCCGCCACCGCCGCCGCCGAGCGGCUUCCCCGAGAGCUGCAGCAGCGACUCCGAGUCCAGCUCGUACUCGGAGCACGCGGCCAACGACUCGGACUUCGGCUCCAGCCUCUCCAGCACCAGCAACUCCGUGUCCUCGGAGGACGAGGACGAGGAAGACGAGGAGGACGAGGGCAGCGGCGCCUCGGACUCCAGCGAGCUCAGCUCCGAGGAGGAGGAGGAAGAGGAGGAGGAGGAGGACACCAGCUCCGACUCCGACUCCAGCUCGGGCUCCAGCCAGGUCUCGGUGCAGAGCAUCCGCUUCAGGCGCACCGCCUUCUGCAGCCCCCCCGGCCUGGCCCCGGCCAGCUUCUUGUACCACCUGGCCGCCGCCGCCCCGCGCCCGCCCGCCUGCGACGAGCCCGCCCGCCUGCCCGGCCUCGGCGCUGCCCCGUGCGGGGUCAAGUCUGAGGCGCCGGAGGACUGGGGCCAGCAGAGCUGGGCGCCGUCGGCCGCUCCCCCGUGCUGCGCCGCCGGCCUGGGGCCUCGCUUCACGGAGCUCCGGGAUGCUCGGGCCUCUGCCAUCGCCUUCCAGGCCAACGCGGCCCGCGGCCCGAAGCCCGGCGGCUGCUGCGGCUGCGGCACGAGGGGGGCCCCCUCACCUAGCCCAAAGACAAACAAUGCAUUUCCACAACAAAGAGCCCUCCGAGAGGCGCGGAGGUGCCUGCCCGCCGCUGCCCCGCACUGCGCAGACAACAAUGGCCUGGCCGCGCAGAUCGGCACUCCCGAGGCUUCGCCCGCCGCAGCACACGCCGGCGCGGAGCCGCACGUCCCGCCUUGCCUCGCCUCGGUCCCGGCCCCGGCCCCGGCCCCGGCCCCGGCCCCGGCCCCGGCUUUGCCCCCUCCGCACACUGAGCCCGGGGCCGCUGCGGCUGCUGCUGCCGCAGGGGCAGCGGCGGCAGCAGCAGCCGCGGAGCUCGAGUGCCCUGAGCCGGGCAAUAAGGCACUGCCGCUGCUGCACAACAUCCGCAUCAAGACCGAGGACAGCAGUGCCAGCGAAGAGUACGAACCUGACCUUACAGAGCAUAAGCUAAAGUGUGAGUGCAAUGAUCCCAAGGAUGAGUUUUACGGGGUGACUGAGAGUAAUAACCAGGACGCUUUAUUGCCAGCCAAGGACGAGCCUGCAUGCACUGAGAAGGAAACCACUUCCUUAAGCCCGCUGCUGACUCAGAGUCAGGCCCUCUCAUGCACUUUAGGGACUCCGAAGCCUGAGGACGGGGAGUAUAAAUUUGGAGCCAGGGUGAGAAAGAAUUACAGGACUUUGGUUUUGGGAAAGCGACCUGUGCUGCAGACUCCUCCAGUCAAACCAAAUCUGAAAUCCGCUAGAAGCCCACGUCCUACAGGUAAAAUUGAGACACAUGAAGGAACACUGGAUGAUUUUACAGUUACCAAUAGACGCAAAAGGGUAGCCAGCAAUGUAGCAUCAGCAGUGAAAAGGCCGUUUAAUUUCAUGGCAAAUUUUCCCUGUCCACCGUCACUAAUUAUUGGCACUGAUGGGGAUUUGUUGCCAGCUUAUUCCUUAAACACCACUAAGGAUUCCCAACCACCUCACAAGGCCCAUCCUGUAUGGAAAUGGCAGUUGGGCGGUUCUGCAAUACCUCUUCCACCCAGCCACAAAUUCAGGAAAUUUAAUUAAUAAAAUGGUUUGAAAAAUAUUUUCUUGAACCACCUUUACCUUUCUUAUGUUUUAAACUCUGCAGGAUGGUUUGUACAAGCCCAUUAAUGCUAUACACACGUUUGGAGUCCUGUUUGAUCACAUUGUGACGACAGAAAUCGGAUUACUAUUUUUGUUGCCAUUACGACAGGCUUUUUUUUUCUUUCGGGUUUUUUGGAGGGGGGGCGGUUACAUUCCACAGAGUACUUCAGGCUAAAGACUCAAGUUAAACUCAGUUAUUAUGGUAGAGCUGGAACACUUUACUGUUUAAAUGCUGAUAAUGCACCAGUACCUCAAUUCAACUGCUUCAAAUAAAUGUCAAAAGGUUGAAUAAUAAAUAUUAGAAUGAGCCAUUAAAUUUAUGCACUAGAUUUCGAAAAUGGAAGUCUAACUGUUAAUUCAGUUAAAGUUUAAGUUACAUGGUUGCACAGUAAGGGUUCACUAUAAUUCAAUGUGGCAGGAGUCUGUACUUUUCGGGAGCUUUGUUUUUGGGUGUAGGGGUGUCUUUUGAUAAGAGCAGUUGCACUUACUAAAUUUUCUCUGGUUUGGAGAGGUUCGGGUUCGAAUACCACUCGAGCACUGGAAAAAGCUGCCUCAUCUAAAACUAGCCAAUAAAUAUGGAAUUAUAUUUUUGGUAAAGGGUGUCUUUUUACUUGAACAGCCACUCUUUGCAAUUGGAAAGCCUUUUUGUUUCACCCAAAGGUCUUAAAUAAGGUUACUGUUACUCACUAAUGUCAUAUUUAAGUUGUAGUCUGAACAUGCCCUUACAAACUUGCAAAGCAGCUCAAAGAUUUGCCUGCAUAGCAGUACAAUUUAUGGUCCAGCCCUUCACACUCGACGGAGGAAAUAGCAAAGCAGUAAAUACAGCACAGAAAGUGAAACGAGAGGCCGUGAGCGGGAAGAAUACACAAAACGAGAAUGCCACGGUAUUCAUAGCUUUUUGGCACCAAAACUCAGGCAUUUGAACCAUAGUCCACUUAUCUGCAUCGUUGGAAACUUGAGUUUUCCUCAUAUCAUCCUAUCUAUGUAGCAGGAGCAUUUUUACUGCACGUGACAAUCAGAGGCAAUGAUCUAUAUUUGCACUUAAUAUCGAAAUAGUUGAAGAGGCAGACUUCUAGAGUCUUGGCCUCAGUAAGACAUGUUGGUAUAAUAUGUUGUGAUGAUGGAAGCAGUAAAUCAAAAUUAUGGACAUUUGCACUGUUGGAAAGCAUGCUUUAGCUUUAUUUUUCAAUUAAAAACACUGUUUAAAAAUU
Alligator mississippiensis (American alligator) is the source of this 9177-nucleotide messenger RNA. RefSeq names its product SKI/DACH domain containing 1 (gene SKIDA1). NCBI's taxonomy places the organism in Eukaryota, Metazoa, Chordata, Crocodylia, Alligatoridae. The record is from RefSeq and is a predicted model, not a curated record. Bases 5321 to 7906 code for a protein of 861 amino acids. The transcript has 2 exons.